Molecule: messenger RNA, 4845 nt
Organism: Microthlaspi erraticum
Lineage: Eukaryota; Viridiplantae; Streptophyta; Magnoliopsida; Brassicales; Brassicaceae
Source: the annotation of a GenBank genome assembly
AUGGAAUCAAUGGGUCGUGUUGUUGGAUUGGGAAUGGAGAUCUUAAACCAAUCUAACUACCGGUUAUGGAAGUCAUGUAUGGAGUCAUACUUGGUGAGUGAGGACUUAUGGGAUGUCGUCGGCGGCAGUAGCACCACACCACCAAUGGGAGCUGCUGCGACAGCGGAAGCGACAAAGGAAUGGACACGGAAGAAUGCCAAGGCGGAGUUUGCAUUGAAGAGGUCAAUAUCCUCGGGAGUAUUUGAGCAUGUCUCAAGGUGCACAUCCGCUAGUUCCAUUUGGCAAGCGUUGGACCAACUGUUCAACAAGAAGAAUGAGGCUCGUCUACAACUGUUAGAGAACGAGUUGGCGAAUGCGAAGCAGGGGGAGUCUUCAAUCUCAGAGUUCUUCAUCAAGGUAAAGAACCUUUGCUCUGAGAUUAACACUCUUAAUCCGGAGGAGUCUAUUUCGGAAGCUCGGUUAAAGCGGUCUAUUAUUCGUGGUUUACGACCCGAAUAUACACCGUUUGUGACUUCCGUUCAAGGAUGGGCUACACAACCUUCCUUGGAGGAGUUUGAAAAUCUGCUAGCUUCGCAAGAAUCCUUAGCCACGCAAAUGGCGGGAGUCAAAAUCCAUGAUGACUCGGGGAGCGCUUUUGUAGCUCGGAGGCAACAGAGCUACAAAGGAAAAACCAAGAAUGAUGGUGUAAAGAAUAAUGAUGGACGGGAAAGAUCUUCUACGGGAGACAAGAAGCAGUUCAAGUGUUACCGGUGUGGAAAGCUUGGGCAUUUCAAAAAGGACUGUCGGGUCAAGCUGAAGGAAACCAAUAUGGCGGAAUCAAAAAGUCAUACUGAAGACGAAGAUUGGGGGAAAUGUUUCACGGUGGAGGCUGCAUCUUCAGGUACAUCCACAACUAAAAAUCUUGGAAAUGAUUGGAUUGUGGAUUCGGGUUGUAGCCAUCAUAUUACCGGAAACGAGAAGUUAUUUUCUAGUCUUCAACGUCAUGACGGGAAAGAAGCUAUUAUCACUGCGGAUAAUUCAAUCCACCGGGUUGAGAAGGAAGGGACUAUUGUUAUUGAAGGAGAAGAAGGAGGCCCAAUCACUCUCAAGAACGUAUACCAUGUCCCUGGAGUUAAGAAGAAUCUUCUUUCCGUGGUGAAUGCGGUGGACUCAGGUAACUACGUUUUAUUUGGACCAAAAGACGUUAAAUUCUUGAAGAAUAUUCAAGAGUUAAAGGCGGACGUAGUUCACACCGGAGCACGGGUUAAAGAUCUUUAUGUCUUAUCGGCCUCAAAUUCGUACAUUGAGAAGAUGAGUACGAAUGAUAAUGCUUUUAUUUGGCAUGCUAGGCUUGGCCAUAUAAAUAUGACUAAGCUGAAGGCUAUGGUGAAUAAAGAUCUGGUUAAUGGGCUCCCAAAGUUGAAGAUUCAAGAUGAAGGAAAGCUUUGUGAAGGUUGUCAAUAUGGAAAAUCACAUAGACUUCCAUUUGACAAUUCUACUUCACGAUGCAAUGCUCCGUUGGAGAGGAUCCAUAGUGAUUUGAUGGGUCCGACGAGAACAUCCUCCUAUUCCGGGUUCCGCUACAUGCUGUUGUUCGUUGAUGAUUACUCACGGUACACCUGGGUAUACUUUGUGAAGGAAAAGUCAGAAGUAUUCUCCAAGUUUCAAGAAUUCAAGGUUACCGUGGAAGGAGAGUUGGGUCGGAAAAUCAAGACCUUAAGGACGGAUAAUGGAGGGGAGUUUAUGUCAAACGAGUUUCUCUCUUUCUGCCGAAAGCAUGGUAUCAAGAGAGAAUUUUCAUGUCCAUACACACCUCAACAAAAUGGAGUAGCAGAAAGGAAGAUAAGGCAUCUAAGUGAGACGUGUAGAAGCUGGCUACAUGCGAAGAAUUUGCCUAAGGCUCUAUGGGCAGAAGGGAUGAGAUGUGCAGCCUAUGUCAUCAAUCGGAUGCCGCUUAGUCCAAAUAAUAUGAAGUCUCCUUAUGAGAUGGUUCAUGGGAAGAAGCCAACAGUGAAACAUCUCAGGAUAUUUGGAUCUAUCUGCUAUGUCCAUGUGUUCGACUCUCAAAGAACCAAGCUGGAGGCAAAGGCGAAAAAGUGCAUCUUUGUCGGCUAUGAUGAACAAAGGAAGGGGUGGAGGUGUAUGGAUCCAGAGACACACAGAUACACUGUAUCUCGUGAUGUUGUCUUUGAUGAAGUGUCUUCAUAUUACGGAUCUCCUCAAGUCUUGGUUGAGCAAGAUGGUGCGGGCUCACUUAAAGACGAUGAACCAGCUGCUCAGAUACCAAGUGAUGGUGGAAUUUCUGAACCAGAGAUGCAAGGUGAAAGGGGGAGCACUAACCAAGAGGAAGAGGAGGAGGAAGAUCAUGGUUCCUUGGCUAAUCAACGACCAAAACGGGACAUCGUUAAACCUGCUCGGUACAGAGAUGAAAGGUUUGUUACUACUUACUCAUGCUACUUUGCAUCUCCUUUUGAUGAAGAAGAACCAUCAUCUUAUGAUGAAGCAAAAGGAGUUAAAGAGUGGGAGACCGCAAUGAAGGAGGAGAUGGAUGCUCUAAAGAAAAAUGAAACUUGGGAUUUGGUUCCAAAACCCAAGGAUGUCCAACCCGUCUCAUGCAAAUGGGUGUACCGGAUCAAGCGUAAGAGGGAUGGAAACAUUGAUAGACACAAAGCAAGAUUGGUUGCUCGGGGAUUUUCUCAGAAGUAUGGAGAAGACUAUGAUGAGACUUUCAGUCCAGUGGCGAAGAUGACUACGGUACGUACACUCUUAUCUUUAGCUGCAAGCUUUGGCUGGAAGUUAUGGCAGUUAGAUGUGAAGAACGCUUUUCUAUACGGAGAACUUGAUAAAGAAAUCUAUAUGGAGCAACCACUUGGUUACAUAUCACAAGAGCAUCCCGAUUAUGUUUGCAAGCUAAAGAAGGCUUUGUAUGGGUUAAAACAAGCUCCAAGGGCCUGGUAUGGAAAGCUUGCUCAGUUUCUUCAGUUUUGCGGUUACUCUCCGUCGAACUCUGAUCCGAGUCUGUUCUUCAAGAAGAAUGGAGGAGUCCACGUGGUAGUCCUUCUUUAUGUGGAUGACUUGAUAAUUACCGGGAAUGAUGAAGCGGAAAUUGCUCGUCUGCAAGAGGAUAUGUCGAUAAGGUUUGAGAUGAAGAUGUUGGGUGAGCUGAACAACUUUCUUGGUUUGGAGGUUGAAAGGAUGAAGGAUGGAAUAUUCAUCGGCCAACAUAGCUACGCAAGAAGGAUUGUAGAGAAGUUCGGGGUACACGAAGGAAAGACACGUACUACUCCGAUGGAUGCGAACAUCAAGCUGAAGCGCGAUGAAGGAUCCUUGCUACCCGAUCCUCGGCCUUAUCGUUCUCUUGUGGGAAGUCUUCUAUACUUAACCAUUACAAGACCUGACAUUUCCUUCGCGGUUGGUCUUGUAAGUCGGUUUAUGCAGUCACCAAGGAAGCCACAUCUAGAAGCGGCAAAGAAGAUCUUGAAGUAUGUGAAGACAACUCUUGGCAUGGGUCUAAUGUACAAGUACAAUGCCAAGGUCUCUCUCUAUGGCUUCACGGAUGCUGACUUUGGUGGAGAUCUAGAUGGUCGAAAAUCAACUUCGGGCUUUGUGUUCUUGUGUGGAGACACAAGCGUUUCAUGGUGCAGCAAGAAACAAGCAACGGUGUCGCUGUCUACCACUGAAGCGGAGUAUAAAGCUUCGACGCUCGCAGCCCAAGAGUGUAUUUGGCUUCGAAGGCUUCUUGAAGAUUUGUUUGAGCCAAUCAACAAGCCGGUUGCCAUAUAUGGAGAUAACCAAAGUGCUAUCAAGCUGGCUAACAAUCCGGUGUUCCAUGCAAGGACGAAGCAUAUUGAGUUGGAACAUCACUUCAUACGGGAGAAGGUGCUUGAUGGAACAAUUGAAGCUUUGGAGGUUCGAAGUGAGGAUAAUGUUGCAGAUAUCUUCACCAAGUCACUACCAAAAGGUCAGUUCGAGUUACUUCGCUCGAAACUCGGGAUGGUUGAUAAAAUCAAGUUUAAGGGGGAAGGGUUUAUUGUUUCUUUCGGGUUUCUCGGGUAUUACGGUCUUGGGCUAGUGCUAAGCACUAUCGGUGCUGGUUUCUCUACAGUCUUCGUCCUCGGCAAGAUUUCUUGGGAUUUUAGAAGAAAUAAGCUUCCUUGGGGCUCAAGGUUCCUUGAGUUACAAGAAAUGCAAAGCCCUACAAAACUUCUCAUCGAGAGACAUCCAUGGGAAGUCAACGACGUCGCAAUCCCGCAUCCGACUUACUUCCACCCUAAAACGGACGACGAUAUCACCAGCUGGCAGAUCAAAAUGACGAGCAAACCUCGGCGGAAUCUAAUUAGCUUCGCCGGAGGUGCAAGACCCGGCAACCCGUAUAGCAUCAGGUCAGCGCUUAUCGAACAAUGCAAAUCUUUUUCCGACCAAUGCCGGUUCUUAAACUGUUCUAAUGGAAGUUGUGACAAGCCUGAAAACGUCAUAAAGCUUUUUCAAGACUCUGAGUUCUGUCUGCAGCCGUCAGGAGAUAGUCCAACGAGAAAAUCGGUUUUCGAUUCGCUAAUCUCCGGUUGCAUUCCGGUGAUCUUUAAUCCGUACACUGCAUAUUAUCAGUACGCUUGGCAUCUCCCGGAGGAUCAUAAGAGAUACUCUGUGUAUAUAGACCAAGAAGAUGUGAAGGUAAAGAGAGUAAACGUGGUUGAGAAAUUGAUGGCGAAGACUCUAAAGGAAAGAGAGAGUAUGAGAAGUUACAUUAUUCAUCAGCUUUUGCCUGGUUUGGUCUAUGGAGACUCUAAUGCGAAGUUCGAAAAGUUUCGAGAUGCUUUUGAUAUUACUUUUGAUAAUUUACUUGGGAAAAUCAAUAAGUUGGUUUAG